AUGUCACUAGACAAGUAUUUCAAGCAUAAAUCCCUUGAAGAUGAAGAGUCAAUCAAAGCUUCAAGUCAUGUAACUCAAUCAAGUUCAAAGAAAAGUCAUAUUGAAAUCAACCUCGACACUCUCCUUGCUGACCCUGGCUUAAGAAGACCAAUUUAUGAAUACCAUAUAAAUGAAAGGAAUGCAAUCCGAAGAGCUUAUCUACAAAAAGAUCCUUGUCAACCUUCACACUGUGAUUUUCCUCAAAAACAAUUUGGGAAUAUAUCAACACUACGACGCUUUAGUCCGGCUUGGUUUGAUGCAUACCCAACAUGGUUAGAGUACAGCAUAGCCAAAGAUGCUGCCUUUUGCUUGUAUUGUUAUCUCUUCAAGUCAAAAGAGAGUGUUGAUUCGUUUGUGGGUGAUGGGUUUUCAAAUUGGAAAAAAAAGGAAAGAUUUGAUCUUCAUAUUGGAAAGUCUAAUAGUAGUCACAAUGCAGCUCAGAUAAAAUGUGAGAAUUUGAUGAAUGAAAAACAAAGUAUCAUGACUUUGUUAUCUGAGCAGACAGUAAAGAGUCAAAGUGAUUAUCGAACUCGAUUGAAUGCUUCAAUAGAGUGUGCUCAUUUUUUGUUGCACCAAGAACUUCCAUUUCGUGGCCAUGAUGAAUGUGAAUGUUCAAGCAACCAAGGAAAUUAUCUAGAGCUCUUGCAUUUUCUUUCCAGAAAUAAUGAAGCUAUUAAAAGAGUUACUUUCAGUGAAGCUCCCAGACAUAACAAAUUGACUUCUCCAGAUAUUCAAAAAGACAUUACUCAAGCUGCUGCAGAGGAGAUUACAAAUGUGAUUAUCAAAGAUCUAGGUGACUCAUUUUUUUCAAUUUUAAUUGAUGAGUCACGUGACAUAUCAAUCAAGGAACAAAUGGUUGUUGUUCUACGAUAUGUAGACAACAAUGGACAUAUAAUUGAACAUUUUCUUGGCAUUCAACAUGUGCGAGAUACAACUGCUAGUUCACUCAAGGCAGCUAUUGAAGCUUUGUUUUCUGAACAUGGGCUAAGCAUAUCAAAAUUGCGUGGUCAGGGAUAUGAUGGAGCUAGUAACAUGCGAGGUGAAUUCAAUGGCUUGAAAUCACUUAUUCUAAAUAGCAAUCCAAGUGCAUAUUAUGUACAUUGUUUUGCUCACAGACUUCAAUUGACUCUUGUGGCUGUUACAAAGAAGCAUAAUGAAGUUGGAGAUGUCUUCAAUUUUAUUUCUAGCAUUAUAAACAUAGUUGGAGCAUCAUGCAAAAGGAUGGAGGUGAUUAGAGAAAAACAAUAUGCUAGAAAUAUUAAAGGACUUGAAAAUGGAGAAAUUUCUAGUGGACGAGGCUUGAAUCAAGAAACUUCUCUUAGAAGGUAUGGUGACACUCGUUGGGGCUCCCACUAUGUUACAAUUAUUCAUCUACUUGUAAUGUUUUCAUCUGUUCUUGAUGUGCUUGAGAUUAUAAGGGAGGAUGGGAUGAACUCAGAACAGAGAACAGAAGCAGUUGUUUUAACAGAUAUUAUGGAAUCAUUUAAUUUUGUAUUCAUGCUUCAUUGUUUGAGAAGGAUACUAGCAGUUACUAAUGAGUUCUCACAAGCAUUACAAAGAAAAGAUCAAGACAUAGAAAAUGCUAUGAGUUUAUUGAAAACAUCAAAGGAACAAUUCAAAAUGAUGAGAGAGAAUGAUUGGGAAUCUUUAUUGGAAGAAGUGUCAUCUUUUUGCAUCAAACAUGAUAUUGAUAUUCUAAACAUGGAUGAUGAGUACAAGUUUCGUGGGCGUUCAAGUGAAUUCUCUAUAGUGGACCUUAUGGUACUUGGUGACCAACUUGAUACGUAUAUUAUUGAUCUACGUGGUGAUGAUGAGUUCUCUAGUAUUGAAGAUAUGAGUAGGGUAACUAGUGGAUUUGGGGCUUCAUUGAGUGGGGAUGCUUAUAAAGCCCUUAAGACUGGAAUCGAGGUUAAAGAUCCUGAAGAGAAGGUUAAAGAACCCCUUAUUGAAACUAAGAGGGUUUUAAAGACAUAUAACACCAACAUGGUUACCAAAGACACUUCCACCUAUCCUCCUCACAAUCCUCUAGAGGUUGGAGCAACUGAUGAAUUAGCAACAACUGGCCGACCAAUUUUGCUUGCAGAUUUCAAUUUGCAUUCUCGUGGUGGUUGGCACCACAACACCAACCAACAUAGUAGCAACUUAGGGUCUGAUUGCCAUGGGUUAAAUGGUUCUUCCACUAGUGACUGGAGGGAAGAUACCGAUGCGAAUCAACAUGUUACUCAUGACCUUGUGACUCUGACCGGGUCUAAACCCUAUCUUGGUAAUGAUCAUUUGCAUGUUGGUGAUGGCAAACAACGUAUAGUUGCUCAUUCUUCUAUCGAAGCUGACUAUAAAGCCUUAGCUGAUGACAUUGAUGAGUGUGAUAAUCUGAAUGCUAUUUAUUUGUCUGUGAAUCUUAUCUUUCAUGCUUAUACUAAACAUGUUGAGGUUGACUAUCAUUUUAUACGAGAUAGGGUUGCUAAGAAGGACAUUUAG
Populus trichocarpa (black cottonwood) is the source of this 2517-nucleotide messenger RNA. RefSeq lists its product as uncharacterized. The record is from RefSeq and is a predicted model, not a curated record. The transcript has 8 exons. Lineage: Eukaryota; Viridiplantae; Streptophyta; Magnoliopsida; Malpighiales; Salicaceae. The coding region runs from base 1 to 2517 and encodes 838 amino acids.